AUGAUUGGCAAAGUCGAGCCCGCGAGAAUAUUAGCAGUAUUUCCUGUAGCAUCUAUAAGUCACCAAGUAGUGUUUCGUCCUUUAAUUAAUGAGUUGGCAAAACGUGGACACGAAGUUGUAGUGAUAACACCAGAUCCUGCGUUUUCGAAAGGGAAAUCACCUCAAAAUCUAACUGAAAUAGAUAUUCAUGAGUUGUCUUAUAAAAUAUGGAAUGAUCUUUUAGAAACUGGAAUGGGUCAAAAUCUUAUAGAAGAACACGAAGAGGUUGAAAAUAAAGUAGUGAGAGGUUUGUUUGGUCCUAGCGUACCUGAUUUGAGUGAGUUGAAAAAAAAUGUACAUCUGAUAUUUUUGAAUGUUAAUCCUAUUUGGGAUUUUAAUAGACCCGUUCCACCUAACAUAAUAUACUUGGGUGGUAUUCAUCAGAAUCCGCAUAAAGAAUUGCCAAAGGAUAUCGAAUCUUAUCUAGACUCUUCUCAAAAAGGAGUGAUAUACAUGAGUUUUGGUACAAACGCUAGAACUUCAUUGUUACCAGUUAAAACAUUGAAGUUAUUCACAAAUGUGUUCUCUCAACUACCUUACGACAUAUUAUGUAAAUGGGAUGACGAAGAAUUACCAAAUCGUCCAGAAAAUGUCAGAGUUUCAAAAUGGCUACCACAGUCUGAUUUAUUAAAGCACCCAAAUGUGAAAUUAUUCAUAACCCAAGGAGGGCUCCAGUCAACUGAUGAAGCUCUUAACGCUGGUGUACCAUUAGUUGUGAUACCAUUUCUCGGAGAUCAAUGGUUUAAUGCUGAACAAUAUGAAAAACUAAAUAUUGGAAUUCAUCUAGAUUUGGAAACUAUUACUGAGGACAGCUUAAAGAUUGCCAUUGAAAAAACUAUUCAAGAUAAAACGUACCGUGAAAACGUAGUCAAACUGCAUAACAUAAUGCGUGAUCAACCUCAGACGCCGCUGGAGCGUGCCGUGUGGUGGACGGAGUACGUGCUGCGGCACGGCGGAGCGACACAUCUACGUGCCGCGGGCGCGCAUAUGCACUGGACGGAAUAUUAUGCUAUGGAUGUUGUAAUAUUUCUAUUGGUUGUAGUGCUGACUAUUUUUAUAGCUGUUAUAUUUGCGAUUCGAUAUAUAUGCGAUUCGCUGAAGGAUAUAAAAAUUAAAUUAAAGAGAAGUUAA
Molecule: messenger RNA, 1170 nt
Organism: Bicyclus anynana (squinting bush brown)
Lineage: Eukaryota; Metazoa; Arthropoda; Insecta; Lepidoptera; Nymphalidae
Product: UDP-glucosyltransferase 2-like
Exons: 5
Coding region: 1-1170 (389 amino acids)
Molecular function (GO): UDP-glycosyltransferase activity
Source: RefSeq, a predicted model, not a curated record